Brassicogethes aeneus is the source of this 1878-nucleotide messenger RNA. The record is from the annotation of a GenBank genome assembly. NCBI's taxonomy places the organism in Eukaryota, Metazoa, Arthropoda, Insecta, Coleoptera, Nitidulidae.
AUAAAAAGCGCGACAACAAUCGGUUUGUAUCUUCACUAACAUAAAAUUAACCUAAACCAAAUAUUUACAUUUCUUGCUUUUUAUGGCGGAAGACAAGGAAUCCAGCAAAAAUGGCAGUCCGCCUUCAGAAAAUAAGACAUUUGAAAGAAAACAAGAUGCCAUUGAAGAUACAAAAACAAGUGAUAGCGAGAAAACAGAAAAGAAAGGAAGCACUGAGCAAAACAAUUGCUAUUGUGGUAAAGAACGAAACCUAAAUAUAGUAGAAUUACUUUGUGCUAAUUGUAAUAGAUGGUUUCAUGAAUCUUGUAUAGGCUAUCAACUUGGAAAAUUAGUACCUUUUUUAAUGAACUAUAUUUUUCUGUGUAAAAACUGCUCACCAACUGGAUUGGAGAGUUUUAAAAAAAGUCAAGCUCAAAUAACUCAAAUGUGCAUAACGGCAAUUGCAAACUUACAUCAAACAAGUGUUAAAGAUGGUAACAAUAAGACGAUGUUCAGUAAAGAAAAAGAGAUAAUACCAUUUAUUGACUAUUAUUGGGAAGCCAUUACAACCACCUCAAGAAGGGUGACACAAUCUUGGCAUGUUACUGUCACUAAAGCUUUAGUAAAAGAUAUUCAUGUUUUCUUCAUAUUUGAAGAGCAUCCAACUGAUGGACAAAUGUAUGGCUUGGUGAAUUCCGAUUUAACAUACAUCAAGCCCAACUAUGAUGCUAUGAUUAAAGGGGGUGUAUUAAAAGUUACAGAUAUGGGAAUACAGCAUGUUCCAGUUACCGGCAACGUAAAAUCAAGGAAUGCAAAACGAAAAUUUCCCGGAGAUGUUAGCGGUCCCGGUAAAAAAGGCAGAGGAAGCGAAUUGUGUGCGCUGAAACUUCCGUCGCACGGAUACCCGCUAGAUCAUCCUUUUAACAAAGACGGAUACAGAUACUUACUGGCAGAACCUGAUCCACAUGCUCCAUUUAGACAGGAAUUUGAUGAAAGCUCAGACUGGGCAGGCAAACCUAUACCAGGAUGGUUAUACAGAACAUCAGUACCGAGUAUAUGUUUACUAGCUUUGCACGAUCGAGCACCGCAAUUAAAAAUCUCCGAAGAUCGUUUAGCUGUUACAGGGGACAAAGGAUAUUCCACAGUUAGAGCCACACACGCAAUUUCAAAGGGUUGUUGGUAUUGGGAGGCGACAAUCGAAGAGAUGCCGGAAGGUUCAGCGACUAGAAUGGGUUGGGGCCAGGACUACGCGAACCUGCAGGCUCCGCUGGGCUACGACAAGUUCGGUUACUCGUGGAGAUCGCGGAAAGGCACGAAGUUUCAUGAAUCGAACGGCAAACACUAUAGCAACGGCUACGGCGAGGGGGACACCGUAGGGUUUAUGAUCCAAAUGCCGCUGGAUGCUCGCACACAUGUCAUACCCAAAACUUACAAGGAUAGACCUUUGGUGAAGUUUAAAAGUCACUUGUAUUAUGAAGACAAAGAUAAUGUUCCUGAACGACUAAAAUCAUUGAAAAAAUUGCCAAAAAGUAAGAUCUACUUCUUUAAAAAUGGAGAAUGUCAGGGUGUGGCCUUUGAAGAAAUUUACCAGGCCAUUUAUUAUCCAACAAUUUCAGUGCACAAAAGCGCCACAGUGUCAGUGAAUUUUGGCCCAAAUUUUAAAUGUCCACCUGAUCCUAGUGAAUUUGAUUAUAAACCAAUGUCUGAAAAAGCAGAAGAAGCCAUCAGUGAACAGACAAUGGCCGAUGUAAUUUAUUUAACAGAAAAUGAAGGCAAACUUAGACUUGAUAGCUUUGUUUUGUGACGAUAGUGAUCUUUUUUGUUUCAAGUUUUCCAUAUUUUUUAGUUACUUGCUGGUUUUUAAGCAACAACUUGUGUAUUAUAAAAUUUAUAAUUAAC